CAGCCGAUCCAGAUAUAACAUUGGAUAUGUGGCGUCAUAACCUUGCAAUGCAAUAUAUUUAAUUCCUGGUUGUCACGGCAAAGCAUAGUGUGAACGCGAUAUCGGAAUAGGUGACAAUUUCUCAUGGGGCGAAUUUAUACUUCAGUGAUCGUGAUUUUUAUUUAUUACAAGUGAAAUACAACCUAGUUUAAAUGUAUUUUCGGGCACGAACUAACAUUUUGCACGUAUAUAUAAAAGUAUGCGCCUAGCAUGGAUGACUCGUGCAGUAUAACUGAUGAUCAUCUCAAUGCCAAGAGAAUAGAUAUAUAUCCCUGUGAUCACCUCUUUCCGGCAUUUUUGCGUAUUAUUGUUUCCAAUAAAGUGCAGUUUCUUAACUUUUUUUAGAUUGAUGCAGAGCACUGUAAAUUUGUUUCCGGAAAGGUUUUUGCUUGAGAAAAGAAAAUCCGUUAAAGACAUCAACGGCGCUCAAAGGUACUACUGCAUUGUGAUGCGGCAUUCUGAAAUGAUACAAACUAUGCACAUUUUGUUGAUUAAGAAGAGGAGUUCACGACUCGAGAUCAGUGCACGCUGCCAACCAACCAGCACGCGCCCCUUCGCACGUCACGACUCCGCUGACCAGUGAGCUCGCGCUUUGCGCUACAUAAGCCGCCUUCUCCCCGCCUGUGAGAAUAUCUUUGCUCUCACCAAGCCAUGGCUCGCACCAAGCAGACGGCUCGUAAGUCCACGGGCGGCAAGGCUCCACGCAAGCAGCUCGCCACAAAGGCAGCCCGAAAGAGCGCUCCGGCCACGGGCGGCGUCAAGAAGCCUCACCGCUACAGCCCCGGCACCGUCGCUUUGCGCGAGAUCCGCCGCUACCAGAAGUCCACCGAGUUGCUCAUCCGCAAACUGCCCUUCCAGCGCCUCGUCAGGGAGAUCGCGCAGGACUUCAAGACCGACCUGCGCUUCCAGAGCUCCGCUGUCAUGGCUCUGCAGGAGGCCAGCGAAGAGUACCUUGUUGCGCUCUUCGAGGACACCAACCUGUGCGCCAUCCACGCCAAGCGCGUCACCAUCAUGCCCAAGGACAUUCAGCUCGCCCGCCGCAUUCGUGGCUGAGCGCGCUUGAUCGCCCAGCUCGGCCCUCAAAGCACAACACAAAGGCUCUUUUCAGAGCCACCACUUUCGCAUGAAUAAGCUAACUUGUGUCCUUUAAAGUCCGCAUGCCUGUUACGGCGACCUUCGUUUGCCAGUCACGGCUAUCACGAGUCGCAAGGCUUAAGCGACCAAGUUCAUUUUCUAUACCCCUCUGCUCAUAUUUUGCAAUAUCACAAGUCGUGUUGUAUUUAAGCGUUGUGAAACCAUGUCUACAUAAUGUACAGUAAACGGCUAAUUUCGGUGAAAUACGUGAACUAUUAAACGCUGUUUAAAGCUCAA
Molecule: messenger RNA, 1410 nt
Organism: Petromyzon marinus (sea lamprey)
Lineage: Eukaryota; Metazoa; Chordata; Hyperoartia; Petromyzontiformes; Petromyzontidae
Source: RefSeq, a predicted model, not a curated record